Molecule: messenger RNA, 5710 nt
Organism: Notechis scutatus (mainland tiger snake)
Lineage: Eukaryota; Metazoa; Chordata; Lepidosauria; Squamata; Elapidae
Source: RefSeq, a predicted model, not a curated record
UGUGGUGGAUGUGUGGAAGCAAAGGAGGAGGAGGAGGAGGAGAAGGCGGCGAAGGAGAAGGGGGCGCCCGUCCGCUGCCCCAGCGAGCGAGGGGGUUGGAAGAAAAAAAAAAAAAAAACGCAAAGAGAAAGAAGCUCGGCGAUCAUGAGCCAGCGAAGCCAGCGCUAAGCGGGGUCCGCGGCCGGAGGAUCGGAAGCACUUUUUAUCUUCCAAGCGCGGAUGGAACGUUGAAGAGGCCACAGCAGAAGCUCCUGGCGGGGGGCAAAAACACCCGAUCGAACGUUGGGACAAACAUUCGAUCGAACGUCGGCGCGGCCGAACUCGCAGCCCGAGGGGCGCAGACAGACUGAACCUUCGGGGGAGCGCCUUUCUCCCCCCCCCGCCCGUCCUCUCUUAAUUUAUUUUCCCACUCUCGCUUUUUCCCCCCCCUCUUCUCCUUUUUUUUUUCUUUUUCUUCUUUCCUUUUUCUUUUCUUUUUUAAAAAAAGCCUCCCUCCCUCGUUUUGACUACAUUUCCGUUUGCUUGGACAUUGUUAAAGCUGCCUCCACCGUCUCCAGUCGCCUCCGGGAGAACAAUAGGAAGGCAGGAGGGGCGACCGGGGCGCCCACCCCGGCUGCGCCCCGGGAAUCUUCAGCCAUACUUGUGGAUGUAACCCUCCCCCCACCACAAAGCUGAGCAGACAGACACCAUUUCAAUCUGUGGGAAUAUGAACCAGCAACAAAGAAUGGCUGCAGCAGGAACCGACAAGGAAUUAAGCGAUCUCCUAGAUUUCAGUAUGAUGUUUCCCUUGCCAGUGACUAAUGGAAAAAACAGACCCACAACUCUUGGUAGCACGCAGUUUGGUGGAUCAGGUUUGGAUGAGCGACCGACCUCAGGUUCUUGGGCAACAGGAGAUCAGAACAACUCCACGUUUGACCAAGUCAGGCAGGGUUAUGGCGAAGGUUCACACUACAGUGAACACAGGGACCUGCCAUCCCAUAACAGCAUAUCUUCGUCAUCAUUCCUGGGGUCUGGAAUAGUAGGAAAAGGUACAGAAAGAAGCAACUACCCAUUUGGAAGAGAUGCAGGCAUGCCAGCUAUCAAUCAGCCUGGCUUUCUGCCUAGCGAAAUAGGGAUUUCGAGUCCCAGCACGCUCUCCCCAACGGGAGUGAAGGGAAGCUCGCAGUACUACCCAUACGCCAACAACCCUCGCAGGAGAGUCGCAGACAGCAACAUAGAUGGACAACCGAAGAAAGUCCGAAAGGUGCCUCCAGGACUCCCGUCUUCAGUGUAUCCACCCAGCUCAGGUGAUGAAUACAGCAGGGACUCAGCCAACUACGCACCUUCCAAGCCUCCCAGCACUGUCUACCCUGGAGCCUUCUACAUGCCAGGUUCUUCGCAGUGGCCCCGAGCAAGUGGACAGGGUGCCUUAUCUCCAAGCUACGAAGGCACCCUCCAUACUUUGCAAAACAAAAUGGAAGACCACUUGGACGAAGCCAUCCAUGUGCUGAGGAGCCACGCAGUGGGCCAGACCAACCACAGGGACAUUCACGACUUAUUGGCAUCCGCUUCUGCGCACAGCACUUCUGUGGGCAGCCUUAGCCAGUCUUUCUCCCCGGCCUCUGUCUUGCCAAUUGCUAGUCGGCAUACGAACUUGGUCGGGGGAGGUCACCCCGAAGACAGCCUCUCUAACAAUCCUGGUCUUCUCCACAACCAUGUUGCUCUCCCUGCCCAGACCAGCUCGCUUCCUGACCUCAGCAGAGGACAGUCUUCAGAUGCCUUUAGCGGCUUGACUGGGGGCCUGGGAAGGGCCAGCGUCUCCUCCGGCACCAGCGAGAUUAAGCGGGAGGACAAGGAGGAUGACGAAAACACGUCAGUGGCUGACAAUUCGGAAGAGGAGAAAAAGGAACUGAAGCCAUCUCGAACCAGAACAAGUCAAGAUGAGGAUGAGGAGGACGACCUUCUUCCCCCAGAGCAAAAAGCCGAGCGCGAGAAAGAGAGGCGGGUGGCCAAUAACGCUCGGGAGCGCCUGAGGGUCCGCGACAUCAACGAGGCCUUUAAAGAGCUUGGGCGCAUGUGCCAGCUACACCUUAACAGCGAAAAACCACAGACCAAACUGCUAAUCCUACAUCAGGCCGUGUCGGUUAUUCUGAAUCUGGAACAACAAGUUAGAGAACGCAAUCUGAACCCUAAAGCAGCUUGCUUGAAACGUCGUGAAGAGGAGAAAGUGUCUGGCGUGGUGGGUGAUCCCCAGAUGGCACUUUCAGCAUCUCAUGCAGGAUUAGGAGAUGGGCACAACCCCGUGGGACAUAUGUAAAGGUGAUUUUUUUCCCCCUUGACCUGGAGGCAGAUGUCUGUAGGAAGAAGUGAGGACUGGAUCAUUUUCACACCCCUGCUGGGUGUCCACGCCAGAAACUGCAGUCUUGUUGAAAUACUGACAUGGCAAUGGAAAUUCAGUGUACUCAAAGGAACUUUUAUUUCCCUCCACCAGAAAGGAAAAGCAACAACUUUAUCCAAAAGAAAAAAGAAAAAAAAACCACAAAACACAAGAAACCCAACAGCAAAGAUUGCCUUAACUGUAUAUUCUGGAACUUCUUAAUGCAUAUCCUUCAGAGGGAGGUGGGGGGAGACAUUUAAGUGGCUUGUCUUCACAAAAGACCAGCAGAAGAAAUUGUGCCUAUGCGUUUUUUUCUUUUUUUUUUUCUUUUUUUUUUAAAAAAGAACAUUAGUUACAAUAAUUUUUUAAAUGUAGAACAAACAUAGUAAUGCCUUUUUUGUUUUUUAAAGCUUCUUUUGCAUCUCUGUUUUGUAAGCAACAACAAAAAAAUGUAAAAAGAGAGAGAGAAAGAGAGAGAGAGAUUUGAUGAUUCCCCAUGCCUUUUUCUGCUGCUGUUUCUAUAGUUAAUGUUGCAUAUUAUUUUUUAAAUAAGAUCAACCAGAAAUAUUAAAAGUUUGUAUUAAGAGACUGGAUGUUUUUUAAAAAGAAAAAAAAAAGAAAAACAAAAGAAGAGAUUGGUACAAGAGAGAUUUGCAUUUUGGCUCUGAGAAAGUCGGGUUAAUAAAAUCUUCCCUAAGGCUAGUAGCUUUUAUAAUUAAGAGAGAAAGAGGGGGGAGAAAAUACUGGUUAAUUCCUCAGUUUCUUUUUGUUGCUUGAAAUAUUGGAGGGUUGGAGGGGGAAUGAAUCCAUCAGCUGCCAGUCUUUGUGUCUUAUGUCUUUCACCCAAAUGAUGCAACCAGUUGCAAUUCUUGGAAGCUUUCUGUUUGGUCUGGCCCUCUCCUAUCUUCCCUGCCACUCAAAAGUAUUUCCAAUCCCUUCUAACACAAAAAAAGACAAAGAAUGACACAUGGCAUUUCUGAACAUUGGUUGGAAAACACGGCUUUGAGUUGGGUGGCAGCCUCUGUAUCAAGCGCAAAGAAUCAGGACCGUACGUUAAGUCGCAAUUCAGAAGGAUUCCUUGCUUGAGCCUAUACACAAGAAUCUCGUUGACUAAAGUUCAGAUCUGAACCGGCACCAGAUAAGGGGUCAACAGAAUUCAAGGGGGGCUGGACUUGGACUGUUUAUGGGAACUUAACAACUCUAAGCUGAUGAUGCGUUUAACUCUGCCCCCUCCAGCUCUGCCUGCACUUCUACAUUCUGGGAGCUUGCAGAAGUAUUCUUCAAAGGCACAUAGGAGAUGGAAAACCACUUGCCUCUUUCUUUUUUUUUUAAGCACUGGUGCAAAUUGACGUGGAACAAAAGGAAGCGAAAGAUCCUAACAGGUUGCAGUCAGAACAAAGAGCUCAUUAGGAGAAAAGGAACAAGACUCACCCAGCAAAAAAAUAAAACAAAUGGAAAUAUAUAUACAUAUAGCGCCAGAGAGAGAAAGAGAGAGAGUGGCGUGCAGAGUCCAAAUCGCUGUUGUGAAACAAAUGCACACACCAAAGAAGACACAUCUCCUACCCAGCUUGGCAAUGCUCCACAUGUCUAAGAACAUGCUGCCAUCACUGUUGCAUUUCUGCAGAAAAUGCUGGUGGGGGUGGCUCCCAACUUUUCCCCUGAUCCCCGUGUGUUCUCGUGGGAGAUCCUCCCGCUUUUUUUUUCAUGGACAGAAAAGGAGAAUAUUGAUGUCUCCCUGAUCCAGAGAAAUCCCUUCUAAGGUUGCUUCGCUCCUGGGGAGGAAGAAAAGUAGCCCGUGGCCAAGUGGCCAAAUAUCUUUGAAAACCUGCAGAAGAUUUUGCAUUCUUCUGUAGGACAGCCGACUGUAACUAAACAUUGUCUUGGGUUACUCGGUAAUUUGGAGCCAGCUGAAGGGCAUGUGGCAGUCUCAAAAUGUGACCUGCAACGUUCUCGCCGCAUGUCCCUUUUUAUGGUUGGAGAAAAGUUAUGUAGCAUUUGCUGGAUAGUUUGUGGUAACCCCGCAACCACUUCCCUUCUAAAUGCAGUAGUUCUCAAUCUCAACAACUCAAAGAUAGGUGGACUUCAACUCCCAGAACCCCCCAGCAACGCUGGCUGGGGGGUUCUGGGAGUUGAAGUCCACCUAUCUUUGAGUUGCUGAGGUUGAGGAGUAAUGCUCUAAUGCCGUUGAGAGAGGUUUUAUCGUAAAGGGGUCCGUGGGGAUGGGCUUUUCUACAAAAUGUCUGCCUUGACCUCUCUGCAAAGAAGGAGAAAAGAUCAGACACUUAUCUUUUGAUGACAAAGGACAUGCCAGCCAAGUCAAAUUGGCACAGUCUCUUCCAUUUUGUCACUUGCUUUGACUGAAUUGCAGUAUCCCUGUUUUUUUCUGAUUACAGGGGUGCAGCCCUUCUGUACAAAAGUGGACAUAGGAGGAAAGCUCUCAAGAACAUAGGAGGAAAAAAAAUGUGGCCUAGGUCCUCCAGAGAGCUCUGGCUUUCCCUCUCUUCCUUCUCUCUGUCCCAUGAGCAAAGGAUCGGGUUGUCGCUGGGUUCGCACAGCUUUUGCGUGGGGUGAGGGAGCAGAAUGGCAUGUGUGCAAUCCAAACCACGUUUCCUACCACCACCGUAGAGAUGUGAUCCUGCAAAGCAGAAAGUGGCCAGGUUCCUUCUAGUGCCAGAUCUCCCCAAAUCUCUUUCUAGUCCACCAGCAUGAAACCAGCUUCUCCUUCAAUUAUGCUUUUGUUUUGUUUGGAUUGCUUAAAAGUAUUUCUGUUGAAAGGGAAGCACCUUUCCAAGGUAUGUCUACACUACAAGCGCUAAGCUAGUUUCAGAUCAGUUUUAACUGUCUGGAGCAGUGUUGCUCCACCUUAGAAAUUUUUUUAAGACUGGUGGACUUCAACUCCCAGAAUUCCUCAGACAGCUGGCUGAGGGAUUCUGGGAGUUGAAGUCCACCCAUCUUAAAGUUGCCAAGGUUGAGAAACCCUGAGGAAUCCUUCAGGUUGAUAAUGAUGUUAAGAGCUGUUGGUUCAUGAAUGUCUGCGCAUUCCCAAUGGGACCCUCUUUAAGACUACAUUUUGCAGAUCUCCUGGGUUUGGGAGCUGCUGUAUCCAGAAACGGGUUUGAAACCAGUUUAGGUUUGUAAUAUAGAUGUGUCCCAAAGUCUCUUGGGAUAUUUAUUUUUCUGGGAAUGGGGUGGGUGGGGUGGGGCCGGGAUGUAGGUUUUAGGAGACAAAAAGGGACAAGCGGAAAAAAAAAUCAAGUUGUCAUGGGAAAAUGUAACAUGUUUUUUGUUAGCAAAAAUAGGGGUUCAAGCAAUGCAGAGAACAAAAUGUAACUUGAUUCCCAUUUAAGAUAUAUU